Molecule: messenger RNA, 1941 nt
Organism: Engraulis encrasicolus (European anchovy)
Lineage: Eukaryota; Metazoa; Chordata; Actinopteri; Clupeiformes; Engraulidae
Product: Y-box-binding protein 2-A-like
Exons: 10
Coding region: 108-1034 (308 amino acids)
Biological process (GO): regulation of gene expression
Cellular component (GO): nucleus
Molecular function (GO): nucleic acid binding
Source: RefSeq, a predicted model, not a curated record
CAUUCCCGUUGGGAAAUUGAGAUAAAGUUUGAGGUGGCGGCUCUGCCAAGUUGCAAGAGUUGUAAGGGAGGGGGAGGCAGUUGGAGAGAGUCAUAACCAGAAAGAAAAUGAGCGACACAGAAGCGCAAGGCGCCCCACCGUCGGCGCCGGUGGAGGACAACCCUCAGCCGGAGAGAAAAGUGAUAGCCACACUCGUGCAAGGUACCGUUAAGUGGUUCAACGUGCGCAAUGGUUAUGGCUUUAUCAACAGAAAUGACACCAAAGAGGAUGUGUUUGUCCACCAGACAGCAAUCAAGAAAAACAACCCGAGGAAGUUCCUCCGCAGUGUAGGGGAUGGCGAGGUUGUGGAGUUUGAUGUUGUGGAGGCAGCCAAGGGCUCUGAAGCAGCUAACGUGACCGGCCCCGGCGGUGUGCCAGUCAAAGGCAGCCGCUACGCCCCCAACAAGCGGCGCUUCCGUCGGCGCUUCUACCCCCGCGGUUCCCGACAGGACGGCUCCGGCCCCGGGUCCGAGGGCGAGGGAGGCCCUACCGAGAACGGUGGGCCCCAGGGUGUCCCCAGACGCAGGCGGCAGCGCAGGCGCACCGAUAGCCAGACUGCUGAGGGAGAUGCAGCGGAGAAGACUGAGACGGGAGAUGGGCAAAGGCCACGUCCUCGCCAGUACAGGCGCCCAUUCCGCAGACCAUUCCGCCCUCGCCCCCAGCAGGGGGAGGAGCAGCAGCAGGGCCAGGGUCCAGCCCCGGCCAACGGCCAGCCCGAGGGCCCCAAGGAGCCACAGACCAACGGCAACGGGGACCAGGGCCAGGGACAGAGACCCCGCAAACAGACCAGCCGACGCAGACCUAGGACCUCGGAGUCCUCCACAUCCAAAGAGGACUCUGACAAGCCCAAAGAAGAGCCAGGUUCUCCCAGCCAGACGUCCACCAAACCAGCUGACCUGAAGAGCUCCCCCAAACAGAAGCAGUCCCCCAAGUCCUCCCCUAAAUCAGGCGAGACACCUGCCGCCACAGCUGCCGCUGCCGCCCCCUCGGAGUGACACCGGUGACUGGAGCGCAUCACAUGACCCCAGAGAGAGGUUGUGUUGUUGCCUGGACUGGGGGGAUCAAACUUGCCUUUCCUGCCCAUAACCUUACACAAUAGGCAUACAUAAGCAAGCAAACACACACACACACACACACACACACACACACACACACACACACACACACACACACACACGCACACAUUCACUUGCACACACACCUCACUGUGCACAAUAAGCUCCCCUCCUGCUCACACCCUCCCGUCCUAGACACAGCGUCCCAGUGCGCCCACCCCCCUGCUCACAACACCAAGCCCCCCCUACCCUGGAGCCCUGGAACGGAAAGAACGCGUUGUGAUGGGGGGGGGGAGUAGCACUAAGGACAUGAUGUCUGGAUGGUGUAAAGGUGUGAUUUAGACGCCCAAAUGUUUGAAGAAGAAAAAAAAAGUAUGACAACAAAAGAGAAACUGCUUAAAGUAAAAAAGCCCUGCUCUUCUGGCCCCCACAGAUGGGACACGCCCGUUUACCCCAUAGUGCAUUUGAUUUUGUAGUUGGGGGCACAUGCAGGUGACUAGAAUAACCAGCCCCUUGUAUUUUUUGCUUAAAACAUAUUGUUUAUGUUCAUCAAGGAGAGGGGGUCGAAAAGUGACAUGAGUGUGUUUUCGGUUUUACACGGUAGUCUUACCAUCACCCAAUUCUCCCUUUUGGAAAAAAGUGAAAUGUAUUCUUCCCCCCCCCCUGUCCUUUUGUAAUCGCACCCCCAGCUGGUUGAUUUAUUUCUGUUGUGUUAUUUUAUUUUCUCCCUAUUAUUUUGGUCUUCCCAGGUCUUAUUUUUUAUGCCCUUUUCUUUUUGGAGGGGAUUAUGUGCAAUUGUCAGUUUACCAAAAAUGUCUAGUAAAAGUUAAAUACAUGUGCAAAACCA